AUUAGUAUUUUGUUGGGCGAAAGAAAAGGGCAAAUGAAAGGUGUGGUGUUUUUGUGGUUAAAUUUGUUGGAGUCUCCAUCGCUGCAUUUAACAUGAGGAGUCUACUCUCUUACUCCCCACUUCUCAGAACAUCGAUUUCCUCUAUUUGGUCAGCCACUACAAUCACCAGAACUAAUCCUCUCUCGCAAAUUCAGUUUUUAUGCAGUUCAAAUAUCUUGAAAAGUGUUAAAACCAGCGCCGAUUCUCGACGAACCUUUGUGAUCAUGGCUGCUAGCGAAGAAUUCGUGAAGGGAACCGUCUUUCCUAAUGGCAUCGCAGUAAUCACCAUGGAUCGUCCAAAAGCUCUAAAUGCCAUGAACUUAGAUAUGGAUGUGAAGUACAAAAAUUACCUGGAAGAAUGGGAAGCGGAUCCUAGAGUCAAAUGUGUUCUGGUGGAGGGCUGUUCAUCCCGUGCAUUCUCAGCAGGAAUGGACAUAAAGGGGGUUGCUGCUGAAAUUAAAAAGGACAAAACCACUCCUCUUGUGCAGAAGGUAUUUACUGCAGAAUAUUCUCUCAUAUGCAAAAUUUCUGAGUACAAGAAGCCAUAUAUUUCCUUCAUGGAUGGCAUAACCAUGGGUUUUGGAAUUGGUCUAUCUGGUCAUGGUCGCUACCGUAUUGUUACUGAGAGGACACUGCUUGCGAUGCCAGAAAAUGGAAUUGGCUUGUUCCCAGAUGUUGGAUUUGCUUACAUGGCUGCACAGAGUCCAGGAGGAGGAUCAGUUGGUGCUUAUCUUGGGUUGACUGGAAAAAGGAUUUCUUCUCCUGCUGAUGCAGUAUACAUAGGUCUUGGUACCCAUUAUGUGCCAUCUGGAAGUUUAGGUUCACUGAAGGAGGCUCUUCUUGCAUUAACCUUCUCUGAUGAUCCCCACAAAGAUGUCGAGGGACUUUUGCCCAAAUACAGCAAGGAGCCGGACUCAGAGGGCCAACUGAAGUUGCUUUUACCUCAGAUAGUUUCCUCAUUUGCUGGGGAUAAGUCGGUAAUUGAGAUAAUUGAGGAGAUUGAGAAACAUCAUCUGAGUACGGAACCUAAGGUGGCAGAAUGGGCUAAUGAAGCACUUUUAGGGAUUCAAAAAGGGGCUCCUUUCUCUCUAUGUUUAACGCAAAAUCAUUUCUCUAGAGUUGCAUCUGCACUUGGGAGAACUGACAAUGAAUUAUGCAACUUAAGUGGGGUGAUGAAAGCUGAAUACCGCAUUGCUUUAAGGUCCUCACUUCGAAAUGAUUUUGCUGAAGGUGUUCGAGCAGUUUUGGUUGACAAGGACCAGAAAAAGAGAAGGGUGGUGGGGGGAGUAUAUGAUCUGUAAAGCUAUUUCUCUGGCGGCAACAUUGACCUCAUUUGAUAUUUGAUGUUGACUGAAGACUAUAAUUUGUUUGGUGCAAUUGUAGUGAAUAACAAACUGGAUUGUAUAAAUUGGUUAUGUAAGAGUAAUGCAUGUCAUGAACAAAGUAAAACUAAAUUAAUAGUUUGAUUACAUUACUUAGACUCGGCAGAUAUGCAAGACAAAUUGUUAGUCUGGGAUCAGUUGACAACUA
Molecule: messenger RNA, 1569 nt
Organism: Macadamia integrifolia
Lineage: Eukaryota; Viridiplantae; Streptophyta; Magnoliopsida; Proteales; Proteaceae
Product: 3-hydroxyisobutyryl-CoA hydrolase-like protein 3, mitochondrial
Exons: 10
Coding region: 93-1340 (415 amino acids)
Biological process (GO): L-valine catabolic process
Cellular component (GO): cytosol
Molecular function (GO): 3-hydroxyisobutyryl-CoA hydrolase activity
Source: RefSeq, a predicted model, not a curated record